Molecule: messenger RNA, 942 nt
Organism: Erinaceus europaeus (western European hedgehog)
Lineage: Eukaryota; Metazoa; Chordata; Mammalia; Eulipotyphla; Erinaceidae
Product: olfactory receptor 4F15-like
Exons: 1
Coding region: 4-942 (312 amino acids)
Biological process (GO): G protein-coupled receptor signaling pathway
Cellular component (GO): membrane
Molecular function (GO): olfactory receptor activity; G protein-coupled receptor activity
Source: RefSeq, a predicted model, not a curated record
UCAAUGAAUAAGACACACUAUUCUUCAGUGUCUGAAUUUGUGUUCCUGGGACUUUCUACCUCUAGACCAGUGCAACAGUUUCUCCUUGUCUUCUCUUUAGUGAUUUUUCUGAUGAUUGUUUUAGGAAAUUUCCUCGUUAUCUUGACAGUAAUCCUUGACUCUCGUUUGCAUUCCUCUAUGUACUUCCUUUUAGCCAACCUCUCCUUUAUCGACUUCUGUCUUUCCACCUUGACGGUGCCGAAGGUGGUUUAUGACCUGCAUACUGGUAACCAAGCCAUCUCCUUCCGUGAAUGUGUCAUCCAAAUAUUUGUUCUUCACUUCCUGGGUGGAUGUGAGAUGGUGCUGCUCAUCGCCAUGGCUUUGGACCGCUAUGUGGCCAUAUGCAAGCCCCUCCACUACCUGACUAUCAUGAGUCCACGAACGUGCACUGUGCUCCUGUGUGGUGCUUGGGUCAUAGGCUUCAUCCACUCUGUGGCCCAGUUAGCUUUUGUUGUUCAUCUGCCUUUUUGUGGUCCUAAUGAGAUAGACAGCUUUUUCUGUGAUCUUCCUAGGUUUAUCAAACUUGCUUGUGCAGACACCUACGUAUUAGAAUUCAUCAUCACUGCCAACAGUGGCUUCAUUUCCUUGGGCACCUUUCUCUUACUGAUUAUCUCCUACAUUUACAUCCUGGUCACUGUGUGGAAACACUCUUCAGGUGGUUUGUCCAAAGCCCUCUCCACUCUGUCAGCUCACAUCACUGUGGUGGUCUUGUUCUUUGGACCUUGCUUCUUUGUUUAUGUGUGGCCAUUUCCUCCUGUACCACUGGAUAAAUAUUUUGCCAUCUUGGACUUUCUGGUCACACCCAUUCUGAAUCCCAUCAUUUACACGUUGAGGAACAAGGAUAUGAUGAUGGCAAUGAGAAGGUUGAGCAGUCGAGUACUACAUUUAAAGAGGAACCCCUAG